AUGACUGGUGUCGUCUAUGACAAUAACUUCAUCGCACACAAAUGUUUAUGGGACGAAAACUACUCAGAGAAUCCACAGCGAUAUACAUCUGUACUAGACCGAUGUAAUUCAUUGGGAUUGAUCGAUCGGUGCAUUAAAAUAUCAUCACGACAAGCCACCAAAGAAGAAUUACUGUCUAAACAUACGGUUGAACAUAUUGAUUUAUUAGAAAGUACAGAGCACUACAAUGAUGAAAAAUUGGAAAAAUUGUCCUCAAGAUAUGACUCAGUAUAUGUGCAUAAUUCGACCUACAGACAAUCCCUCCUUGCAGCAGGUAGUUCAAUUGAAUUAGUCAAAGCAGUUGUGGAUGGCCGUAUACAAAAUGGAAUGGCCUUUGUUCGACCUCCUGGACACCAUGCCAUGGAAUCUGAAUACAGUGGUUAUUGUUUUAUCAACAACGUUGCAAUAGCUACUCAAUAUUUAUUAGAUAAAACAGCUAUUCAAAAAAUUCUUAUUGUCGACUGGGAUAUUCACCAUGGUCAGGCUACUCAACAAAUGUUUUAUGAAGACCCAAGAGUGUUAUAUUUUUCUAUUCAUCGUUAUGAACAUGGACAAUUUUGGCCAAAUUUAAGAGAAAGUGAUUUUGAUCAUGUAGGCAAUGGUAGUGGUACUGGUUUCAAUGUGAAUGUUCCACUAAAUGACACUGGAAUGAAAAAUGAAGAUUAUAUGGCUAUAAUACAUUACUUAUUAAUUCCUUUAGCAACUGAGUUUUCUCCAGAUCUCAUAAUUGUUUCAAGUGGAUAUGAUUCAGCUAUCGGAGAUCCCAAAGGUGAAAUGUUGGUUACUCCAGCGUGUUAUGCUCACAUUACACAAAAACUAAUGAGUCUUAGCUGUGGUAGAGUAGUUGCCAUACUUGAGGGAGGGUACUACUUGAAGAGUUUGGCUGAAAGUGCAGCAUUGACAUUAAGAGCAUUAUUGGGAGAUCCAUGUCCAGUCAUUGGGUCAUUAGAACAACCAUGUAAAAGUGUAAUGGAAACCAUUAGUAAUGUGAUUUAUGCUCAUAGACAUUAUUGGGAUUGCUUCAAGUAUAAUAUUUUUUACAAAGAAAAUCUUCCAAAAAUCCAUUACAAUUUCUUUGACGAAAAGCCAGUAAUAUAUCAGACAAGAAAUAUGUAUCCAAAAAUUGAUACUACAGAUUUUGAUAUUAUAUUAAACAAUAUUAUUACAGAGACCAAACUAUUCAAUCCAAAAAUUAGAGUUGGAUUAAUAUCCAAAGUGAUUGAUCAUUCAAACAGCAAUUUUAAAAAUAGCGAUAUCUAUCAAUAUUUAAAAUCAAAAAUUGGAAAUUUACAUGUCUUAAAGGAACGCCAAUUGACAGUUGAAGAAUUUAAUAUAGUUGAUUCAUUCGAGUACGUCAAAGAAAUAUUGAACAAACAGAAAUAUAUUGACGAAGAAAAGUGUGCUAUCAAAAUAAUGAAAAAAGAAUUCAUUGAAGAUAAUCCUGUGUUUAAUACAUUUUCUUUUUCUCUUGGACCACUAUUGCAGAUUAUUGAUUCAAUAUUUGAAAAUGAAAUUAAAUCUGGGAUUUUUGUAUCAUCAAUUUCAAACUUAAGUAAAAAUGAUGUCUCAUGUACUUUAAAUGCUUCCAUAAUUGGUGCAAACUAUGCCAUAAAAAAAUAUUACUUGAAAAGAAUAUUAAUCAUUGAACUGAAUGAAAAUGUUACACAAAUAUACUCUAAUGACCAAAUAUUAGUUAUUUCAAUGCACAGCUUAUCAAAUAGCCUAAAAGCUAUAAAUGGAAACAAUCACAUCAAUAUUUCAUUGUCAAAAGUAAAAAUAUUGAAUGAAGCAGAAUUUACAACAAUGGUGCAACAUCUGAUUUUACCAAUUGCUUAUGAAUAUAAUCCUGAAUUGAUAAUUGUGUCCUCAAAAUUCUACUCUAAUAUUAAUAAUAACAUAAACGGUAUACAAAUGACUCCUAUCAUGUGUGGUUAUCUUAUUCAAUGGUUAAGUACUUUGGCUAAUGGAAGACUCAUAUUAUAUGAACAAGAAGCACACAAUAAUUCAAUACAUAGAAACAAAUGUUUAUUACAGUGUUCUAAAGCUUUACUUGGUGAACCAAUAUCACAAUUAUGCGUGGCAAAUUUGUUAAAUUUUGAAUUCAAAGAUAUUCUACUUAACAAUAUAAAAAAUCACAGAAAUAAUUGGAAAUCUUUGCAAUUUUAA
Molecule: messenger RNA, 2205 nt
Organism: Macrosiphum euphorbiae (potato aphid)
Lineage: Eukaryota; Metazoa; Arthropoda; Insecta; Hemiptera; Aphididae
Source: the annotation of a GenBank genome assembly